Messenger RNA from Coniophora puteana RWD-64-598 SS2, 859 nucleotides. RefSeq lists its product as uncharacterized. NCBI's taxonomy places the organism in Eukaryota, Fungi, Basidiomycota, Agaricomycetes, Boletales, Coniophoraceae. The transcript is spliced from 3 exons. The record is from RefSeq and is a predicted model, not a curated record. Bases 12 to 653 code for a protein of 213 amino acids.
CGCUCCCCGCCAUGUCCCUCCCCUCGCCUUCCUCCUCCUCCUCAUCGUCACCAUCAUCACCAUCAUCAACCGAGCCCUUCCGCCUAACAUUCACGACCCCCUCCCUGCGCAACACCGUGCUCGCCGACGCCUCCGACACGUUCUACUACGACAUCAGCACGCCCGAAUGGGCACCGUGCGACACCAACAUCCGGCGCCUCCCCGUCCCCGGCUCCGCGCGCGAGAGCCAGAGCCGGUUCGAGCAGGUCGCGCGCGUUAGGCUGCACCACGGGCGCGCGGUCGGGCUCGCGAUGUACGGCUGGGAGUGGGGCGACGUGAACAAGUUCGUUUGGGAGGCGAGGCCUCAAGCUCAGGCUGAAACUGAAAAGGGACCUGGGGGAGAGGAGAGCGGGUGGGAGUUCGAGGACGACGAUUGGAAUGUGUUUCGCUGGGAGGUGGUUGGGCAGCGGCUUGAGCUUCGUCGGGUCAGAAAAGAUUCGGGAAGGAGUUCGGCAAACGAGCCGCCGGUGGCUACUUUUCAUCGCCACAAGCGUUUCAUGAUGGUCGGCACCGUCUCGCAGCCCGCGACCCUCGACGUCGACCCAGCUGCUUUGGGCUCGCUCGAUUCGAUUGUUGUCGCGCUUCUUAUCGUCGAGAGCUUCCGGCGACACUAGUAAUUGGGAGCUAUACCGCCCGUUUCCACGCAUACCCUGUACGAUAUCUGCACCGCAGCCUGAGGAUCCGAGUAAAUGACGCGCUUUUCACGAAGAUUCUAUAAUGUAUCAUGUUGCACAUCUUGAUCACGGACAACAAUGUCUAUCGCGUAUUCCAUUCUAUCGCAUCUACCUAGCUAGUUAUUAAUCUCAACAUCAUGUAUACA